Molecule: messenger RNA, 2138 nt
Organism: Paramecium primaurelia
Lineage: Eukaryota; Ciliophora; Oligohymenophorea; Peniculida; Parameciidae
Source: the annotation of a GenBank genome assembly
AUGAUUUCUAAAAAUUAUUUGAAAUUAACCUAUAAAAAUCAAAUUGUAUAUAAACAUUUUUCAACAAUUUGUAAUAAUGAAAUAGAAUAUGACAAAUUAAUUCUAAAUUAGUUAGAAUUUUCAAUUAUAUCAGGUAUUAUUCUAAAAAUUUAUAAUUUUAGAAUCUCAAGAAGACCAAAAAAACAUUACUACAGAUUAACAUAUAAAAAAGAACAGAUUAAGGAAUAAUCUACCUUCUAAUAAGAGUAAUUAAGAUAAAAACGAUUUCUCUGAUUAAGAGAGUAUAAAUAUCAAAUUUAAAGAUACGAACAAAUUAUCUGAAAUUUUAGAAAAUUAUAAAGAAGGUAGAUUAUUAGAUACUAUUAAUUCAACUAAUAAUACUUUAGAAUUAUUUUGUUAACAUCAAUGGGGAGAUUUCAAAUGUUCUACUUAUAGUGGAUAAAUCAUUUUUAAUUAAGAUGAUGAUGAAAUUAUUUUAACAUUGAUUGACAUAUCAAAACAAAAUAAAUACUUUGAUGAAAUGAUUAAAGACUAAUUUAAAACUUCAGUAAAUAUUUUUAUUUAUUAUUUUAGAUAGCCCAAUCUUUUUCACAUGAAUUAAGAACACCUUUAAAUAGUUCAUGUAACUUUUUAUAAUACUGUUUAAAUCAUAAAGGCAUUGAAGAUGAAUUGAAAAUCAACUUCAUUUAACCUGCUAUUAAUGCCUUAAGAUUACAAUCUUAUUUAAUUAAUGAUAUUAUUGAUUUUAGUUCAUUAUGUGCUGAUAAUUUAGAAUUGGAUAUUAAAGAUUUUCUAAUUAUGGAUUUAGUAGAUGAAAUUAAUAAAUUAUUUAAAUCUGUUAUAGAAAUGAAAAAAUUAAUUUUGUAUGUUGAUUUAUUGGAGAAUUAAUUAAAUAGUAUUUCUACAGACUUUUAGAGAUUAGUCUAAAUUAUAGUAAAUGUUCUAUAAAAUUCUAUUAAAUAUUCAAAUUCUGGAUAUAUUUUACUUAAAUUGUCAACAUAUUCAUAGAAUUUCUUAAAGGUUACAGUUAAAGAUGAAGGAUUUGGAAUAGAUUAAGAUAGAUUAAUUAAAAUACAUAAAAUGCUUUUAGAUGUUGAAUAAAAAUAAAACUUUUCUUAAUAUUAAUCUUGGCAUGGAUUUGGUUUACUAAUCUCAUCAAUGUUAUUAUCAAAAUUGUGUCCUGCAGAUUAUAAAUCAUUAUUAAUUAGAUCUGCAGGAUAAGGAUAAGGAACAAAAGUGACAUUCUAUAUUUAGAAUCAUAAAUUAAUUCGGUAAUCAUCAAGUGUUCAUUAUAAGGAUAAACCAAUAAGACUUAACAGUAAACUUAGAUAAAGUAAUCUAUCAGGUUCAUAACAUCAUUUAUCAUUAAAUGGAACACUUAUUUAAAUUAGUGAUCUAUUUGUUUCUAAUCGAAAACUUAAUGUUAAUACUCCAUUUGUUAAAAAAGUAACUCUAAAAUCUUUAAAAUCAAAUGAAAAUUCAAUUUUUUCAGAUAGUAUAAUUAACUUAGAUUAAGAUUUAUAAAUAUCUGAAAUGCAUCAUUUAUAACCAUUUUUAUUUUCAGAAACAGGUCAUCAAAGAAUAAAAUUGGCUAAGUAAGAUUUAUCUCCAAAAAGUAAUCAUCCUUAAGCAAAAAUAGUAAGUUAUAAAUAAUUAAAACUUUAAGAAGAACUAGAUAGUGAAUAACAUUUGAAAGCAAUAAUGAAGAAGAAAAAAUGUAAUUGUAAGAGAAUAUUGUCUGUUGAUGAUGAAAUUUUUAAUUAAAAAUCAAUUCAAUUCUUAUUAUCUUAAUAAGGUUUUGAAAUUAUUUUGGUAUUAUUUAAUAUUAUAUUUAAAAGGCAUUUAAUGGGUAAGAAGCUAUUUAGAUAGUUAAAGAUACACCAAAAUGUAACUUAAAUUGUAGUUUAUUUUUAUUAAUUUUAAUGGAUUAUCAAAUGCCAAUAAUGAAUGGAUUAUAAUGUACUAAAUAAUUAAGAUUAAUGAUGGAUUAACAUUAAAUACCAUAAAUUCAUAUUAUUGGAUUAACUGCAUUUAAUAGUAAGAAUGAUAUUAACAUGUGUUUAAACUCUGGAAUGAGUGAUGUGUUAACUAAACCAUUAAUAAUAAAAGAACUCUUUGAAAUAUUACAACUUAUUUGA